Molecule: messenger RNA, 1416 nt
Organism: Peniophora sp. CBMAI 1063
Lineage: Eukaryota; Fungi; Basidiomycota; Agaricomycetes; Russulales; Peniophoraceae
Source: the annotation of a GenBank genome assembly
AUGGGCUUCGGAAAACUGGCGCUGGCCGCGGCAGCGUAUAAAGCCGCCGCCGAGGAACUUGAGCAUUCUCCCGAGCCGCAACCUCAGGCUCCUGCGACGAGCAGCUCGGCCCGAAGACCGUUGUUGCCGCAGGCGUCUGGUUCUGGGAUCUCGACGACUGGGAAUGGCUACGGCGCAACGCAUUCGCGGCAUUAUAGCCCUGAGGCUCUGAGGAGGACGAACUCGGCUGAGAGCGGAUAUGGAUUUGGAAAUGGAAAUGGAGCUGUGUUGGAUGAUGAGGCUGUUGAGAGUUUGCUGGAUGAGGCUGGGUUGUUCGUCGGGAACUAUAGGACAUAUGUCCUUCUCUACGCCUUUGUGCCUCUGGCCUGUAUAGUCUUCCUGGCCCUCCUCGCGCCGAUACCGGCCUACCUCCACACGCCCGCGCCCUCCUCGCCCUUCCCGUUCCCCGAACUCCUCCUCGGCGCAGCGCUCUGGUCCCUCGCCUACGUCCUCGCCCCACCGCUCUACACCCUCUUCUCCCUCCUGCCCCUCCCCCCAGCCCUCUCAACGUCCCUCGCCGCCUCGACCCACGCGGUCCUGCGCAACGCCCUCCGCGUCGCCGCGCUCCCCAUCCUCGAGCUCUCGCAGCCCAUGGGCGGGCACACGACGUACCGCAGCGCGGCGUUCGCGCACGUGUGGGCGUUCGCGAUGGGGUGCGGCGCGGCGGACGCGUGCGCGGGGGUGUGGCAGGGGUAUAGCCAGCUGGCGCUGUAUAGGGACGUUAUGGUUAGCCCGGAGGAGGCAAGGCGGGUCGUGGGCGCUUGGUUGCGCGGUCGAGCGCGCUCGUCGGCUCAUCAUCAACAUCAACCUCACCACAAUCAACAACAACACGGCUACCAGCAUACCCAGUCCACCUCUACAUCCACCUCGCCCGAACACGGACACGGACAUUCGCACCCGAGACCGCUGCGCGUGAACUCCACGGGCGCACUCGCGCGCACGGAGCUCGAGCACGAUCUGGACGCGCUGGUGAGCCUCAAAGCGCGCGAGGACCUCGAAGAGCUGUACGGGGUGCACAUCGUGGGGAUACCCGUGUUCGUGACGUGCGUGCUGCGGGUCGCGAGUCUGGCGCUGCUGCUGGGGUUCACGCUCGUGAUGAGCGCUGCGUGGUUGAGCUCGCCGUACGCCUCCGCUUCCACCGCCUUCUCCCGGCAAUCCUCCUCCUCGCGGCAGAUGGUGUUACUGCCGCAUACGGAGUCCGUGGGGCCGUUCUGGGUUACGUUUGUGGUGGUGUGCGUGGCGCAUGGUGCGUUGGCGACUGUGCAUGCUCCGCCGUUGUUGAGGAGGGUUGGGGCGCAUGCUGCUGCGUAUGUGGGGUUGGUGUUGGGAUUGGGAGCGUUGUUUGCGGGGUUGGGGAUGUGGGAUGUGCUUGCUUGA